This is a messenger RNA of Dufourea novaeangliae, 795 nucleotides long. It is a transcript of the gene Uch, whose product is annotated as ubiquitin carboxyl-terminal hydrolase. The record is from RefSeq and is a predicted model, not a curated record. The transcript is spliced from 7 exons. Gene Ontology annotation, cellular component: cytoplasm. Gene Ontology annotation, molecular function: cysteine-type deubiquitinase activity. Gene Ontology annotation, biological process: ubiquitin-dependent protein catabolic process; protein deubiquitination. The coding region runs from base 13 to 723 and encodes 236 amino acids. NCBI's taxonomy places the organism in Eukaryota, Metazoa, Arthropoda, Insecta, Hymenoptera, Halictidae.
AAAAUAAUUAUCAUGACUUCUUGGAUACCAUUGGAAUCAAACCCCGAGGUUAUGACGAAGUUUAUGCAUCAACUAGGUGUACCAAAAGAAUGGAGCAUUGUCGAUGUUUAUGGAUUGGAGCCAGAUUUAUUGGCACUUCUACCUAAACCAGUUGUAGCUGUUAUUUUGCUUUAUCCUUUACGGAAAAAGAAUGGUAAUACAUUAGAAGAUAAGGAAGAAGCUGUUAAAGGAAAAGAUACGAGUGCUUUAGGUUCACAAGAUCCAGCAGUUUAUUAUAUGAAACAAUACAUUCAUAAUGCUUGUGGUACAAUUGCAUUAAUUCACAGUAUUGCAAAUAAUUUAGAUACCAUAAAUCUUCAAGAUGGUUUCCUGAAAGCUUUCUUAGACAAAUCAAAGAAUCUCUCUUCUGCAGAGAUUGGAGAACUUCUAAUGAAGUCAACUGAAAUUAGUGAGACACACGAAGAAAUGGCACAUGAAGGACAAACAGAGGCACCAAAUGAAGAAACACCAGUGUAUCACCAUUUUGUAGCAUUUGUACAAAAGAAUGGAGUUUUAUACGAAUUAGAUGGACGAAAAUUUGGGCCUAUCAGUCAUGGUUCAACUAAUCCAGAAACAAUGUUAGAAGAUGCAGCACGUGUUUGUAAAGAAUAUAUGGCUCGUGACCCAGAAGAAAUGUGCUUUACUGUUGUUGCUCUUACUAACAGUGAUUCAGAAUCAUUUUAACUUCAUGUCUAAUAUACAGUACACACAGUUUAAGAUAAUUGUUCAAAUAAUUUAUUUUAUAUGUUAUAUACA